ACUUGCGCAUGCGCUUGCACUGUGUAGGAAACGGAAAUUAGGUGACCUGUCGAUAUCGAUAGAGAACCAGUAUCGUCAGUAUAGUAUAAUAAUCCGUUGUCUACGUUACUGAAUUAAAAGGAAAAGUCUACAAAAUCAUGGCCGAUAAUCAGAAUGACGAUCUUGCAACAGCUAUCCUUCGCAAAAAGGAGAAGCCAAAUAGAUUGGUCGUUGAAGAGGCAAUUAACGAAGACAAUUCUGUUGUAAGCCUUUCUCAAGCAAAAAUGGACGAACUUCAGUUAUUUAGAGGAGACACUGUAAUGUUGAAGGGAAAGCGUCGUCGAGAUACAGUAUGUAUUGUUCUCUCCGAUGAUACAUGCCAGAGUGAUAAAAUUAGAAUUAAUCGCUGCGUGAGAAACAAUUUGAGAGUAAGAUUGGGAGAUAUUGUAAGUGUUCAGGCUUGUCCUGACGUAAAGUACGGUAAAAGAGUUCAUGUCUUACCAAUAGAUGACACAGUUGAAGGAUUAACAGGAAAUCUAUUCGAAGUUUACCUUAAACCAUACUUUAUGGAAGCUUAUAGACCAAUCAGAAAGGGUGAUAUUUUUCUUGUAAGAGGUGGCAUGCGAGCUGUUGAAUUCAAAGUAAUCGAAACGGACCCUUCUCCUUAUUGUAUAGUUGCACCUGAUACCGUGCUACACACGGAAGGUGAACCAGUUAAAAGAGAAGAGGAGGAGGAAAACUUGAACGAAGUUGGCUAUGACGAUAUCGGAGGCUGCCGAAAACAAUUGGCUCAGAUUAAAGAAAUGGUUGAACUCCCUCUUAGACAUCCUCAAUUAUUCAAAGCUAUCGGUGUAAAACCACCACGUGGUAUUCUUUUGUACGGACCUCCAGGAACGGGAAAAACAUUAAUUGCUAGAGCGGUAGCAAACGAAACUGGCGCAUUUUUUUUCUUAAUCAAUGGACCUGAAAUUAUGUCUAAAUUAGCGGGUGAAAGCGAGUCAAAUCUGAGAAAAGCUUUUGAAGAAGCAGAGAAAAAUGCUCCCGCUAUAAUUUUCAUUGAUGAAUUAGACGCUAUUGCUCCAAAGAGAGAAAAGACUCAUGGUGAAGUUGAGAGACGUAUUGUUUCCCAGCUUUUAACCCUUAUGGACGGUCUUAAGCAACGUAGUCAUGUAAUUGUUAUGGCAGCAACUAACCGCCCUAACUCUGUAGAUGGAGCUCUCAGAAGAUUCGGUAGAUUCGACCGAGAAGUAGAUAUUGGAAUACCUGACGCCACAGGAAGAUUGGAAAUUUUGAGAAUCCAUACCAAAAAUAUGAAGCUCGCUGAUGAUGUUGACCUAGAACAAGUUGCAGCUGAAACUCAUGGUCACGUUGGAGCUGAUUUAGCUGCCUUAUGUUCUGAGGCUGCUCUCCAACAAAUAAGAGAAAAAAUGGACCUUAUUGACUUGGAAGAUGAACAGAUUGACGCUGAGGUCUUGGACAGUCUAGCUGUCUCUCAGGAGAACUUUAGAUGGGCCUUGGGUAAAUCUAAUCCUUCGGCUCUAAGAGAAACCGCAGUCGAGGUUCCAUCAGUCACUUGGGAAGAUAUUGGUGGUUUGGAAAAGGUAAAGAAGGAGCUUCAGGAACUUGUUCAGUACCCUGUGGAACAUCCUGAUAAAUUCUUGAAAUUCGGAAUGACUCCAUCAAAGGGUGUUCUUUUCUAUGGCCCUCCUGGAUGUGGUAAAACUCUAUUGGCUAAAGCUAUUGCCAAUGAAUGUCAGGCAAACUUCAUCUCUAUUAAAGGUCCUGAACUCCUCACGAUGUGGUUUGGAGAAUCGGAAGCUAACGUUCGAGAUAUUUUCGAUAAAGCAAGAGCAGCUGCUCCCUGCGUUCUCUUCUUUGAUGAGUUAGAUUCAAUUGCCAAAUCUAGAGGAGGAUCUGUUGGUGAUGGAGGAGGCGCUGCUGACCGUGUUAUCAAUCAGUUGUUGACUGAAAUGGAUGGUAUGACAUCUAAAAAGAACGUGUUCAUAAUUGGCGCCACCAAUCGACCCGAUAUAAUAGAUGGAGCUAUUCUUCGUCCUGGUCGUCUUGAUCAAUUGAUCUAUAUACCAUUACCGGAUGAUGGAUCUCGUAUUUCUAUUUUGAAGUCUAAUUUAAGAAAGAGUCCUGUUGCGGACGAUGUAGAUUUAGCCUAUCUGGCAAAGACAACGCGCGGAUUUUCAGGAGCCGAUUUGACGGAAAUUUGUCAACGAGCUUGUAAGCUAGCCAUCAGAGAAAGCAUUAAUGAGGAAAUCAAGAGAGAAAAAAGACGUACUGAAAAUCCUGACGGUAUGGAUGAUGAGUGCGAUCCUGUGCCAGAAAUUAGAAAAGAUCAUUUUGAAGAAGCUAUGAAAUUUGCUAGAAGGUCUGUUACUGAUAAUGAUGUUCGUAAAUACCAGAUGUUCGCUCAGACUUUACAACAAAGCCGAGGAUUUGGAACAAACUUUCGCUUCCCAAGUGAACAGGGUUCCAGUGACCAGCAAGCUGGAGGAAGCGGAGGUUCCAAUUUUCAACAGGGUGAAGACGAUGACCUAUAUAACUAGACUUUUUGUAAACUUUUCAGUAUGCGUGAUACGUUCGUAAUUUCUUGUCCGGUCAAUUACAAACAGUACUUACAACAAAAUAAAUAAACAGCGAUAUGUACUUUAUUGUUUAUUGAAGUAACUUACAUGGAAGCGCUGUGUACCUUUGAAUGCAAUACAGAUAGUUUGAUUGCAAGCAUCUAAUAAUUUUUCUUGUAACAAAAAUUUGUUGAUUUGAUAAUGCCUUAUCUUGAACAGAUAAUAUAGAUUUAAGAAAAUAAAAAUCAAUCUAUAAAUCGUAUCUUGAAAAUGUACACUCUUCAAGGUCUCUGCUUGAAUGAAAGUUGGCUGUAAUAAAAUUGAAAUUAAACUGC
Dimorphilus gyrociliatus is the source of this 2890-nucleotide messenger RNA. NCBI's taxonomy places the organism in Eukaryota, Metazoa, Annelida, Polychaeta, Dinophilidae. The record is from the annotation of a GenBank genome assembly.